Molecule: messenger RNA, 885 nt
Organism: Solanum tuberosum (potato)
Lineage: Eukaryota; Viridiplantae; Streptophyta; Magnoliopsida; Solanales; Solanaceae
Exons: 1
Coding region: 1-885 (294 amino acids)
Source: RefSeq, a predicted model, not a curated record
AUGUCUGGUAUUAUUCUUCUAGUUGUCUAUGUUGAUGAUAUUGUGAUUACAGGAGAUGAUUGUACUGAAAUUUCUUCUCUCAAGCAGUUUUUACAUACCAAGUUUCAUACCAAAGACUUGGGACAACUGAAAUACUUCUUUGGUGUAGAAGUAGCUAGAAGUAAGAAUGUGAUUUUCUUAUCUCAAAGAAAGUAUGUACUUGACCUACUUGCAGAAACUGGUAAGUUGGGAGCGAAACCGUGUGGCACACCAAUGGCUCCUAAUGCACAUCUUACUAAGGAUGAUGCUGAACCUUUUGAUGAUCCAGAAAGAUACAGAAGGUUGGUUGGGAAACUAAACUACCUUACUAUGACUCGUCUAGAUAUUGCCUAUGCAUUCAAUAUUGUUAGUCAAUUUAUGUCUAUACCAACAGUCAAACAUUGGGCUGCCUUGGAACAAAUUCUAUGUUAUUUGAAAGGAGCCCCUGACCUUGACAUAUUGUAUAGCGACCACAUACAUACUCGUGUUGAAUGUUUUGCAGAUGCAGAUUGGGUAGGAUCAAGAAUUGAUAAAAGAUUGACUACUGGCUGUUGCGUCUUUGUUGGUGGAAAUCUAGUAUCUUGGAGGAGUAAGAAACAAAAUGUUGUAUCUCGAUCUAGUGCAGAGUCCGAGUAUAGAGUUAUGGCUCAGUCCACAUGUGAAAUACUAUGGAUACAACACCUUUUAGCUGAGGUUGGUUUGAAUCCUUCUUUUCCAGCAAAACUUUGGUGUGAUAAUCAGGCUGCUCUACACAUUGCCUUAAAUCCAGUGUAUCAUGAAUGGACAACACAUAUUGAGGUCGAUUGUCACUUUGUCCAUGAGAGGAUUGAAGAGAACGUCAUUUCUACUGGCUAUGUGAACACAUGA